Molecule: messenger RNA, 3940 nt
Organism: Megalobrama amblycephala (Wuchang bream)
Lineage: Eukaryota; Metazoa; Chordata; Actinopteri; Cypriniformes; Xenocyprididae
Gene: ppef1
Product: protein phosphatase, EF-hand calcium binding domain 1
Exons: 23
Coding region: 921-3143 (740 amino acids)
Biological process (GO): detection of stimulus involved in sensory perception
Cellular component (GO): cytosol; nucleus
Molecular function (GO): iron ion binding; protein serine/threonine phosphatase activity; manganese ion binding
Source: RefSeq, a predicted model, not a curated record
CUUGGACCUUGAACGAAGGUCUUACGGGUGUAGAACGACAUGAGGAUGAGUAAUUAAUGGCAUUUUUAUUUUUGGGUGAACUUUAAGGUGAGACUGAAGGAGACGGUAAACGAACGGGAGAAAAAUAAGAUCUUCUAGUACAGACAGACUGAACGGUUUUUUUUUUUUCGUCACCUGAAUCAAUCUCGUUCACAGCAUGGUUGGAAAAAAGGCGAAAGAAUUAUGAAAUUGUAAACACAACUGAUGACCAUACAUAAUUAAAAUGAGAAGGAUGUUUUCAUAAUAUUAUUAGACAUGCUGUAUUUUUCUAUGGCUCGACAACAUAUUCAGCUAUUGUCAAUUCAAUGAUUUAUUUACUACUCAAAAAUACACUGUGUUCGUCGCAACUGAUCCGUGAACGACUCUUUUUACUGAACUGAUCCAAAUGAUUCGAGUCACCGGGGUGAAUCAAACCCCCCCUCACUAGACUCACCCGAGUCAGCGAGAGGUGCUCUCACAUCGUCAAACAAAACCGCCUCGGCGUUUCAUACAAGCUAGCCUCAUCUGACACCUGUGGUGUUUGUUCCUCCACAUUCGGAAAUGAAUGUUUGACUUUUUUUUUUUUUUAGUUGGUCUGCCAACCGCCAUUAAACACUAGAAGAAGAAGAAUGCUGUUCAUCAUAAACGUCUUAUUCCACCCUAAUUUCUCAACGUAUGCGUGUCGUACUGAAUGAUGGACAACGGAAAGAUGACAACCAACAGUCUACAUCUCUCUCCCUGUGCCCGCUCCCAGAGAUUGAUCAGUGUUAAAAGGGCCUUUUGAAAGGCUCUUCAGGGCACAGAUUAAAGUCCAGCAUGAUUUGCAGCAUUUCUGGAUACUAAAUGAAGAAGAGAACCUCAAGAAUUUCAGAGAUUCAUGACCAGAAGCAAGCAGUACCAUCAUGGGAUGCGGCACAUCCAUUGCCGUUGAGAACCAAACACGUCCCUCAGAGACGGAUGGCUCCAUCAAGCAGCCCAGCCCAGCUCUGACCAUAAAAGCUGCCAUACUCAUCCAGCGUUGGUACAGACGCUAUGUUGCUCGCCUGGAGAUGAGAAGACGCUAUACAUGGAACAUCUUUCAGUCCAUUGAGUAUGCAGGGGAACAGGACCAGCUACAGCUCUCCAGUUUCUUCAGUUUCAUGUUGGACAACUUCACACAAAUAAAUGGAAAUGGACCAGACUUGAUCUCUCACCUCCUGGACUCUGUGGUUGACCCUUUAACUGAGGAGGUCAGGCAGUUGAAGCAUGAGCAGAUUGUCGUGCCGGAGUCGUACAGCGGCCCUCGUCUCUCCUUCCCCCUGAGCGUGACUGAUACCAAUGCCCUGCUCAGUGCCUUUAAAGAGGAGCAGACUCUUCAUGGGAAAUAUGUGCUGCAGUUACUAUAUGAAACAAAGAAGUUCUUGAAACAGAUGCCAAAUGUCAUAUACCUGUCGACAUCUUAUGCCAAAGAAAUAACUAUCUGUGGCGAUCUGCAUGGUAGCCUGGAUGACUUACUGCUUAUAUUUUACAAGAACGGUCUGCCCUCUGCUGAGAACCCCUACGUAUUCAAUGGAGACUUUGUGGAUCGAGGAAAAAAAUCUACAGAGAUUAUCAUCAUUCUGUUUGCCUUCCUACUGCUCUACCCCGACCACAUGCAUCUGAACAGAGGCAACCAUGAGGACCACAUCAUGAACCUCAGAUACGGAUUCACAAGAGAAGUCAUGCAGAAGUACAAGACUCAUGGCAGAGAAAUCCUUCAACUUCUACAGGAUGUGUUCAGCCUGCUUCCUCUUGCAACUGUCAUCGACAACAAAGUCCUUAUUGUUCAUGGUGGCAUAUCAGACAAAACUGAUCUGGACUUUCUGAGCACUGUUGAAAGGCAUAAAGUGAAGUCUGCUCUCAGGUUGCCCAAACGCAGCAUUGAUCAUCUCAACAUUCGCGCCUGCAGUCGCAGCAGCAGCAGACACAGCGGCAGAUCCAGGUUGGACAGCCCUCGCUCCUCAGGCCGCACCAGCCGCGCCUCCCGCAGGAAGAAGAAGAAUUUCACCAAGCAGGGCAGCUGCUCCUCAUCUUCAUCCUCAUCUUCUUCUUCCUCAUCAUCCAAGUGCUCCCCCCGUGUCUCGUCGCGAAACACUCCACGUCGACCUCCUCCUUCCCCCAGUCUGCCGAGCCCCACGGAUGUGCUCCAGGUGCCCUUCUUGGACUCCUUUGUCUCCCUAGAGCCCCCCGAGCCACCCCGAGAAGAACUGGAAUGGCAGCAAGUUGUCGAUAUCCUUUGGAGUGACCCUAAAAAUCAGAACGGCUGCAGUCCGAACUCUUUUCGUGGUGGAGGCUCUUACUUUGGGCCGGACGUUACUCAGACGCUGCUGCAGAAACACGGCCUCUGUCUGCUUAUCAGGUCACAUGAGUGCAAACAGGAGGGAUAUGAGCUCUGCCACAAUGGUCAGGUUAUCACAAUUUUCUCUGCGUCUAACUACUAUGAAGAGGGCAGUAACCGUGGAGCGUAUGUCAAACUGGGGCCUGAACUUGUCCCACGCUUCUUCCAGUAUCAAGUCAGUCGAAGCACCAGAAAACUCACCCUCCAUCAGAGGGUUCGUGUAGCAGAAGGUUCAGCACUCAGGGCUCUGAAAGAGAAGCUGUAUGCUCACCGAUCUGAGCUGAUGGCUGCCUUUCAGCAGUAUGACAUAGACAACACAGGCCGCAUCUCCACUAGCGAGUGGGCUCAGGUGGUGGAGUCUGUUCUGCGAUUGGAUUUGCCGUGGAGAACUCUGCGCCAACGCCUGGCCCGUCUUGGUGCAGAUGGCAACGUGGAGUAUGCAUCCUGUUUUGAAGACAUCAGCCCUGGAGAGCCCAUCCCUCCGGUAACACCAAAUUUGGCUGAAACUCUUUAUAGGUACAGAACUGACCUAGAGAUAAUAUUUAACAUCAUUGAUAAGGAUCACUCAGGUCAGAUUUCCAUCGAGGAGUUUCGUCAGACCUGGAAGCUCUUCAGUUCUCAUUUGGGCGUCGCUGUGAAUGACCAGGCGAUAGACGACAUGGCUCGAAGCAUAGACUUUAACAAAGAUGGCAGCAUUGAUUUUAAUGAGUUCCUGGAGGCUUUCAGGGUGGUGCACAAACUAGAUGUCAAAGAGCAGCAGCAGGGUUAAUUCUGCAUGAUCCGAUCACAGACAAGACAGAAUUCCAAAUCAUUUUUGGCACUUCAUCUUUAUUUUUUUUAACAUCUCAUGGAUGCAAUAAGCAGUUACUCAUAGUACAUCAUUUUACAUCAUUUUCCAGGAUUUGCAUUUUUCAUAAAGACUCGACUCUCUAGAGUUCAGUUUUCCUGAGUGAUCUUCAUCUACAGUCUGACACUCUCAGGAUUUCAACAGCCUCUUUUAUACAGUGGAAUUUGCUCAAUCAUGCUAGGUUGGAGAGGUCCACUGCUGUGUGUAUUUUUGUCCCAGUUCUGGAUACUAACUCCAGGCAUUGCUGAUAAAGGCUGCAGUGGUUUCGGGCACUUGGAAAAUGGCCGUAUGUUUUUCCGGUAUGGAGGACUGUAUGUUACCUUCACCUGUAAUCCAGGAUUCCGGAUCCACGGUUACCGUACGAGCAGUUGUGUGUCUGGACAGUGGGCCAGAGACCCUCCGCUGUGUGUGGCAUCAGGAUGCCCCAGCCCUGGUGAUCUCCUGCAUGGCAGUACUAAGGUGUCUGAAGACGGAUCUCUGGCCUUCUUUAGCUGUGAUGCUGGAUUUAGUUUGUUUGGAUAUGCGCUGCUUUACUGCAAAGGGAAAAACUGGAACGGCACUAAGCCUGUCUGCAAAGUGGCUGAUAUCAUGAGUGUUCUUCAUUCGAAUCAAGAACCAUUACAUGGUCCUGUCUCAGCGCAGGGCCGUGAUGUUCCUAAAAAUCUAAAAGUUCGCUUGCAUAGCCAUUUAAACACCCUCGCAAUCACUGCUCCCAAGGA